AUGAAAGACAAACCCGGCUUGGUCGGGGAGUAUUUGGUUUAUGUCUCUACUCGCGAAGACUCAGGCGUGCCCAGGACCAGGGCCGUUCUUGAGAAAUCAGGGCCUUUUACCGGAUUGGGGGCUCGCCGGAUUGGGGCCUUGUGCCCGCGCACCAGCCGCACUGCCCCAUGGCCGGCCCUGCCCAGGACGAGUUCAGCUGCGGUGUACUCCACUGAACUGAGCUCGGGUUAGACUCGGAGGCUGACUCCUCGCGGCGUUGCGGACUUCAGCCCGGCGGUGUCACCUUCCGGAGUUUGGACGGCGGCGGCGUCCUACGGACCAAAAGGCUGGGACGGCAAGGUCGAGGAGCUCAGUACCAACAUCUACGUGUUCUCGACUCAGGACGGGUCUGGCCGAGUCAAGGUGGUCGAGCUUGGCGGCUGGCCGAGCUGGGUUGACGAGUCAACGAUUUACUUUCACAGAGGAGGCGAGGAUCAGUGGUGGAGUAUUUAUCGCGCGAUUUUUCGAGAGGGGCCGAUUUCCACGGCGUCAGUCAUGGUGGAGCGAAUCACGCCGCCGGGUCUACACGCUUUCACUCCCGCCACGUCACCGGGGAACCACGAAUUCAUCGCCGUGGACAGAAGACCCAACACAAUCUUCCGCCACGUGGAGCUGUUCGAUUUGGUGUGGGGCGAGUUCAAGGAGGUGACUCGGCUGGUCUCGCCGAGUACCCACCACUUUAACCCGUUUAUAUCUCCGGAUUCCACUCGGGUCGGGUACCACAAGUGCAGAGGCAACUCCAACGGUAAGAAAAGCCCGAAGCUUUUUCUUCAAAACAUCCACAGCUCGAUUCCGAACCUCUCGGUGCUCAGAGUUGACUGUACCUUCCCGUCUUUCUCACCCUCAGGUCAUCGUAUUGCCUUCACGAACUUACCGGGAGUCUACGUCGUCAACCGCGACGGUUCGAACCGGCAAGAAGUCUACCCUGGAAAUGCUUUCGCGACCUCGUGGGACCCAGUUCAACAUGGCCUAUACACCGGCGCCGGACCUUAGUUCGCGCUGGAAAGUACUGAAGUUGAUAUCAUCUCCAUCAACGUUGACACACUCGUCGUCAAGAGGUUGAGCACAAACGGGAAGAACAACGCCUUUCCUUCACCUUCGCCGGACGGGAAACUCAUCGUGUUCCGGUCGGGUAGGUCUGGUCAUAAGAAUCUGUACAUAAUGGACGCCGAGGAAGGUGAGAGAAUUGGGCUGCCGAGACUGACGGAGGGUCCAUGGACGGACACGAUGUGUAACUGGACACCGGGCGACUGGAUCGCGUUCGCUUCCGACCGGGAGAGCCCCGGGAGUGGGAGCUUCGAGUUUUACGUGAUCCCUAACGGAACAGGAUUGAGAAAAGUGAUCAAAAGCGGUCGGUGGUUCAGCCCGGAUGGGAAGAGCUUGGUUUUCACUUCGGAUUACGGGGCCAUAUCAGCUGAGCCUAUUUCAAACCCGCAUCAUUACCGGCCCUACGGCGAGAUUUUUACGGUGAAACUGGACAGCUCCGAUGUGACGAGGUUGACGCAGAAUUCGUUCGAGGAUGGAACGCCGGUGUGGGUCAACAGCUUCAUCAGGCCGUCGGAUGUGGAGUGGCCAAUUGAUAGGGCUAGCUGCAGCUUUGGUGAUUUGCAUUGCCUCAGUAAUUUUUUUAGCUAUGGUGACGUUCUGCCUUGGCUCUCAAGUAAGCCUCAACGUGGUGCCUAGAACUUUACUUGUACUGCUUAAAUACUCUAAUACUGUAUUUGAUGUAUUAUAUUUGAUGUACAAAUUAACAAAUAUAUGUCAUGGGAUAAUGUAUCAGUAUUACUAUGCUUAAUUAAUAUC
Argentina anserina (silverweed cinquefoil) is the source of this 1842-nucleotide messenger RNA. RefSeq lists its product as uncharacterized. NCBI's taxonomy places the organism in Eukaryota, Viridiplantae, Streptophyta, Magnoliopsida, Rosales, Rosaceae. The record is from RefSeq and is a predicted model, not a curated record.